Pyrus x bretschneideri (Chinese white pear) is the source of this 1304-nucleotide messenger RNA. RefSeq names its product tRNA-dihydrouridine(20) synthase [NAD(P)+]-like. Gene Ontology annotation, cellular component: cytoplasm. Gene Ontology annotation, molecular function: tRNA dihydrouridine synthase activity; flavin adenine dinucleotide binding. The record is from RefSeq and is a predicted model, not a curated record. The transcript has 9 exons. Gene Ontology annotation, biological process: tRNA dihydrouridine synthesis. The coding region runs from base 121 to 1071 and encodes 316 amino acids. NCBI's taxonomy places the organism in Eukaryota, Viridiplantae, Streptophyta, Magnoliopsida, Rosales, Rosaceae.
GUUUUAAAUGGCGCACUUAUCAAAUUUUGGUCCUCCGGAUUCUCCUGCAAAGCGGAGCAGGGUCUCCUCUCCUGGUCAAGGCCAUCCAGACCAUCCAAUCAUCCGACGGCGCCGACGAAGAUGGAGUACCGCAACAAACUUGUCCUCGCUCCCAUGGUUCGCGUCGGGACUUUGCCGUUUCGAUUACUAGCUGCUGAAUAUGGAGCUGAUAUAACCUACGGUGAAGAAAUUAUCGACCAUAAACUUGUCAAAUGCGAGCGCAGAUUCAAUGAGAAAUUAGGAUCCGUUGAUUUUGUGGAGAGAGGUACUGGAAGUGUUGUUUUCAGGACAUGCGAUGCGGAAAAGAAUCGAGUGGUGUUUCAGAUUGGUACUUCCAACGCCGUAAGGGCUCUCAAAGCUGCUGAGAUCGUGUGUAAGGAUGUCACAGCAGUGGAUAUAAACAUGGGUUGUCCAAAGUCAUUUUCUGUGAGUGGAGGAAUGGGUGCUGCACUGUUGACCAAACCAGAUCUUAUUCAUGAUAUUUUGACUACAUUAUUGCGAAACCUAAGUAUACCGGUAACUUGUAAGAUUCGACUAUUAAAAUCAUCUCAGGAUACUGUUGAAUUGGCUAGGAGAAUUGAAAAAACUGGAGUUACUGCUCUUGCUGUCCAUGGAAGAAAAGUUGAGGAUAGGCCGCGGGAUCCAGCUAAGUGGAGUGAAAUUGCUGAUGUUGUAGCAUCCUUAUCCAUUCCAGUUAUAGCAAAUGGCGAUGUUUUUGAGUAUGAAGAUUUUCAGCGUAUCAAAGUUGCUACAGGUACUUCAUCUGUGAUGGUUGCAAGAGGAGCACUUUGGAAUGCUUCAAUUUUCUGUCCAAAAGGUAAAUUACCAUGGGAAGACGUGAAGAGGGAAUAUGUUAGGAAGAGCAUCUUGUGGGAUAAUGACAUUAAAAGCACAAAGCACACACUGAGGGAAAUGAUAACGCAUCAUUCGUCCCUUGAACUUGCAGAAGGAAAGGCUGUGAUUAAAUCAGAAUCCUUGAUAGAUCUUGCGCGGCUUUAUGGAGCGGAGAAUUAUGAGGUUGUUCAGAACUGAUUCUUUGUUAUUGAAGAGUAGAUAAAUAUUGACGGUCCUUUCCUUUUUACGCCGGUGUUUGUCCUUGGCCUUCAGGACCACCGAGUGAGUUUUGAUUUUCAGUUAUACAUUUCAUACAUCCACUCUGUUAAGUAGACACCAAGAAUAUGUAUGACCACAUGUUGGGGCUGCUAUUACUAACUGACUGGUUGGAUGACGAAUUCAAUUGGAUUGUCUUUUCUUUUUGGUUGGAA